Molecule: messenger RNA, 2299 nt
Organism: Anopheles coustani
Lineage: Eukaryota; Metazoa; Arthropoda; Insecta; Diptera; Culicidae
Product: growth hormone-regulated TBC protein 1-A
Exons: 5
Coding region: 359-1360 (333 amino acids)
Source: RefSeq, a predicted model, not a curated record
GUUUAUCGUUUGAUGUCGAAAAUGUGCCUGAAUCAUUUUAAAGUUGUAUGUCUUCUAAAGCAUUGUGUUGCGAUGGUCGUAUAGUGUGUUGAUACUUCGAUUCAGAUUUAAUUUUUGAUAUGGGAUUGAACUUGUUUUGAAUCCUAUGGGAAUCGGUCACAUCAGCUGACGAUCUGUGAUUGCUAAGUAUAGAGCGAUAACGAAUCGUUCGAGCCCAAUUGAUGUUAAUAUUUUCAGUCAAUUAAAGACUCAAAUCCCAAAUAUUAAACAUCUUCUGCUCCAAAAGUCCGUUCUGGGUGCAGCACUGCGCAGAAAAUCUAAUUGUGGUGCCGUGCGUUGUAUGAAUAACAAGUAACCGAUGGCUGUUUCAAAGUUCAGCGAUGUCGACGAGUAUGGCUUCAAACGGGAACCGGAUUUUGACUACCAGUCAUACGAAAACAUUAUGUCCAGCUACCUCACGGUGCUCACGACGCGAAGCAUGCGUUGGCAAAAGUACCUUAAAGGCACAGACAUGUUGAAGGACCAGAGUAAGCUGAAACGCUUUGUCCGCAAAGGCGUACCAGGUCCGCUGCGGGAGGAAGUCUGGAUGAAAUCAUCCGGUGCGUUCCAGCUGCAGCAGAAAGAGCCAACGCUCUACCAGAAGUUGCUCACGUAUGAGUACGAUCAGGAUAUAGCUGACCAAAUUAAGCUCGACUUACCGAGAACAUUUCCCGACAACAUACAUUUUGAACAGUACCAGGUAAGCCUGUACAAUGUUUUGAUUGCCUUUGCCCAUCAUAAUCGGACGGUCGGAUAUUGCCAGGGCUUAAACUAUAUAGCAGGUUUGCUGUUGAUCGUUACCAAAAACGAAGAGUCUACAUUUUGGCUCUUGAAGGUGCUCAUAGAAAACAUUGUACCCCUGUACCAUACGAAGACGAUGGACAACCUAAUCACCGACAUUGACGUACUUAGCGAGCUGAUUAGACUGCGAGUUCCAGACGUACACCGACACAUCUUCGACUUGGGGCUACCGUGGCCGGUAAUAGCGACCAAAUGGUUCAUCUGCCUGUACGCCGAAGUGGUACCGACGGAAACUGUGCUUCGCAUAUGGGAUUGCCUGUUUCUGGAGGGUAACAAAAUUUUGCUUCGAGUAGGGCUAACGAUUGUGGUACGGUUGCGUCAAGAGCUACUCGCAACCGAUGACAUUUCGACGUUGAUCGGCCAGUUUCGGUCGUUGGAAAAGUCCGGCGUGCUCAUGGAUUGCCACGAGUUCAUGAAGAGCGUGUUCAAGGUACCGGGCAAUCUGCGCCGGUCGCAGAUAAAUGCACUACGGCAAAAGUUUUACAGCGAACGGAUGGCAAACAAAAGCAAAGGCUCCUAGGGGUUGGAGAGCUAUAUUCAGAAGAGAUAUAGACUGAAUAUAGUAUAAUUGAAAGCAUGUUCGAACAUGCCGGCUGUUGCCAGCACCCGCACAUCUGAGCUCGAGUCGAUGAACAGUGUAUUAUCCAGAGCAGCAUCUGCUUUAGUUAAUGCACUGUUUAUCGGGAAGGGUCUCAGAUAUGCUAUGUUUUUACUCUGCGCGAGAAAAUGUUUUGAUUUUACUACACCGACCCAUCGGCAUCUAGUACCAGCUGUUAUAGCCUGUUUGAGUCUAUUAGGCAAAUUUAUUAUUUCUUCUAAAUAAUUAUUACGCUUUCGUACGUUAUGUUUAUUUGUUACAAUGGUAUAUGAAAAGUUAUAGUUCAAUUCAAGCUCCUCUUUUAAGUUGCGCUCAUAAGGGAGACAAUAAAAUUGGGCUGUAUUUUGAGUAGUUUAGUAAGAUCAAAAGCUUUAUGCAACCGUUUGAGUGUAGUUACUAGGUAAGGCAUGAAUUAUAAGCUGGUUUCUCUAUUAUCAUCCACCUUAAAUGUGAAGAACAGAAGUGUUUCAAACCUUUUAAAAUCUAAAGAUCCGAUCAGAUACCAUCAAUUUUGCAUAAUCUCCGACCAUGGCAACCUGAGAAUGUGUUAGUAUCGGUAAAAAAAACUCUUGAACCUGCUCGUUUCUCCUAGAGCUAUGAUCAUGUCCUAACUUAAUCUUCAACUUUACGAACAAAAUACCAUUUCGUGGUGCUUUGAAUUUGAAUUAUGCCUAAAACAAGUAAUCCUAAUCGUAUUUCCUUGCAUUAGUUCCAUUUCCAAAAUAACACUGCCUAGUAGAAUAGCAUAUCUUGGCUCAAGCGUAUCAACGUUGUUAACAAAACUCCGGUAACGUAAACUAUAAGGACGUUUUUAAUGUAAUCAAUGAGACUAAAAUAAAGUAUCAAAACUACAUUUAUAGA